AUGCCUUUAACAAAACGGGCGAUUUCGCCGGUUAACAUAAGUAGGGAUACAAUCCCGCCUUCAAUUAACCGCGAUGAGCUUCAAUGCACUGCCAAUGGAACAAUCGCCAAUCUUAUUCAUCAAUUGAGCUCUCUGAGUAAGCAUGCUGAAAACAUCUUUGGCGAUAUUUAUCAUGGCGCAAUGGUUAUUCAUCACAAAACCAGCACUCUUCAGCAGCGAAUCAAUCGAUUGCACUCAAAAGUUGAGCAGUUGGAUGCAACUACUGAUCAAGCUUCACUGAAUGAGGCAAACAUGCGGAAGGCUUUCAAAAGUUCAAUGCUUGUUGAUCAACAUAUUUUGGACAGAAGCACUCUACCAACCGCAUUAGCAGAACAAUACGCGAUUUGUGAUACGCCUCCUGAUUUAAAUGCAUUGAAUCAGUUCAGAGAUUCCCAAACGCCCGCGUUGUUGCUCUACACGAAUCCAUCAUUUUUCUUCGAACGUUGGAAGAAAGAGACGCUGAAGGAAGUAGCGGAACGGCCGAAGCGAGUGAAAAGUCCAAAUGAUGGAAGUAAAAGCCCAAAGAAACGAAGAAAGCAGCCAUCUCAGGGAAAUGGACCACUUGGAACAACAAUGUAUAAUGAUAUGCAACACAGAAAUCGGCAAAUCAGUGGAUCGAGAAUCAAUCAACAAAAUGAGGUUUUCUCGUUUCCAGAAGAAUAUCAAGCACCACAAGCACUUGGGCUUCAACUUAAUUUUAAAAAUCAAAAUCAGCACCCUGCUAAUCUCAAUAUGACGGCACCUCUUGGAAUGACAAUGCAUCAUCAUCCGCAACAGAAUGUGCAUCCAAAUCAACAACGUGGUCCGUCCUCCUCCGCUCACAAUAAUCGAGGAUCUCCGAUUAUCAAACGACCAUCAGAAGCACCUCCUUCUGCUUCUUCUGUCAAUUUAGAUAGUCUUCCUCCACCGGAUAUGUCAAUGUUAUCGAUUGAUGAUGAUGAGGAUGAUCUACCACCUCCACCACCUUCUCUUGUAAUGCAUACCUCAAUUGCUCAUCAGCUUCCCACUGAAAAUCCUUCGACGAUACAGUUUGUCGAACCAAGCGCUGCGCCUCCUACCAAUAUCCCGCCGCCACCUCCUCCGCCACCACCUCCACCACCAAUCGGCAACACUGUUGCAGCAACGUUUGCAGCACCGGUUCCAAAGAUUUCCGCGGGCGGUGAAACCAGUACUUCUAAUCCUUCACCACCGAAAGACUUGUUAGAUGAAAUUCGUUCUGGAAAAGAACUGAGAAAAACUCAAAGAGCUGAGGAACAAGCGGCUGAUAACCGUGCUUGUGAGAACAAUGUGACCGCUGUUUUGAAAAGACGAAUGGAACAAGUGCUUGGAACUGAAACUGAUUCUUCAAGCAGUGAAGAAGGAGCUGAUGAUGACGAAUGGGAUUAA
Messenger RNA from Caenorhabditis remanei, 1425 nucleotides. RefSeq lists its product as uncharacterized. Gene Ontology annotation, cellular component: SCAR complex; cytoskeleton. Lineage: Eukaryota; Metazoa; Nematoda; Chromadorea; Rhabditida; Rhabditidae. The record is from RefSeq and is a predicted model, not a curated record. Gene Ontology annotation, molecular function: actin binding; protein kinase A regulatory subunit binding; Arp2/3 complex binding. The transcript is spliced from 7 exons. Bases 1 to 1425 code for a protein of 474 amino acids. Gene Ontology annotation, biological process: actin cytoskeleton organization; positive regulation of Arp2/3 complex-mediated actin nucleation.